This is a messenger RNA of Astyanax mexicanus (Mexican tetra), 4240 nucleotides long. It is a transcript of the gene ppp2r5cb, whose product is annotated as protein phosphatase 2, regulatory subunit B', gamma b. NCBI's taxonomy places the organism in Eukaryota, Metazoa, Chordata, Actinopteri, Characiformes, Acestrorhamphidae. Gene Ontology annotation, molecular function: protein phosphatase activator activity. Gene Ontology annotation, cellular component: cytosol; protein phosphatase type 2A complex; nucleus. Gene Ontology annotation, biological process: signal transduction; protein dephosphorylation. The record is from RefSeq and is a predicted model, not a curated record. The coding region runs from base 76 to 1818 and encodes 580 amino acids. The transcript has 16 exons.
UGAGGGAAGACGAGCGGCUGGCUCUCUGCUGUCACGGAGCGAGUCUCAGUCUGUAGGGUAGGGUCGGUUGGACUCAUGAGUGCGAUGCCGAACAAAACCAAGAAAGACAAGGAGUCGCCGAAGUCUGGCAAAGUCGGCAAAACUGCAGGACAGGAAAACUCGGAUCAUGAGGGAUCAAACAGGAAAGGAAGCAAUAGUGUGCCACCCACCACGCAGCUGCUGAAGGGGAAGCAGUCUGGAUCCCAAGCCCCUGUCAAAAAGGAAAAGAGACAAAGCUCCUCUCGCUUUAGCCUCAGCAAUAACAGGGAGCUCCAGAAACUGCCUGCAUUCAAAGAUGUGCCCCCCGCGGAGCAGGAGAAGCUGUUUGUGCAGAAGUUGCGCCAGUGCUGUGUGCUCUUUGACUUUGUAUCCGACCCGCUGAGUGACCUGAAAUGGAAGGAGGUGAAACGGGCAGCGCUGAGUGAGAUGGUGGAAUACAUUACGCACAACAGAAAUGUCAUCACUGAGCCAAUCUACCCAGAGGUGGUACACAUGUUUGCAAUCAACAUGUUUAGGACGUUACCGCCCUCGUCCAAUCCAACCGGAGCAGAGUUUGACCCAGAGGAAGAUGAGCCUACGUUAGAGGCUGCAUGGCCACACCUGCAGCUGGUCUACGAAUUUUUCCUGAGGUUUUUAGAAUCUCCAGACUUCCAACCAAACAUAGCCAAAAAAUACAUCGACCAGAGAUUUGUAAUGCAGCUGUUAGAACUUUUUGACAGUGAAGACCCUCGAGAAAGAGACUUCCUGAAGACCACUCUGCAUCGUAUUUAUGGGAAAUUUCUGGGCCUUAGAGCCUACAUCAGGAAGCAGAUUAAUAACAUAUUCUAUAGGUUCAUUUAUGAAACUGAACAUCAUAAUGGAAUUGCUGAGUUACUGGAAAUAUUAGGAAGCAUAAUCAAUGGAUUUGCCUUACCGUUAAAAGAAGAGCACAAGAUUUUCCUGUUGAAAGUUUUGCUGCCUUUGCAUAAAGUCAAGUCUCUCAGUGUGUACCACCCACAGCUGGCAUACUGUGUGGUACAGUUUUUGGAGAAGGACAGCACCCUCACUGAGCCGGUGGUAAUGGCUCUUCUGAAGUACUGGCCAAAGACCCAUAGUCCUAAGGAGGUGAUGUUCCUCAAUGAGCUGGAGGAGAUUCUGGAUGUGAUUGAACCCUCUGAGUUUGUCAAAGUAAUGGAGCCACUCUUCAGACAGUUAGCUAAAUGUGUCUCCAGUCCACACUUUCAGGUUGCAGAACGGGCUCUGUACUACUGGAACAAUGAGUACAUUAUGAGUCUGAUCAGCGACAAUGCAGCCAAGAUCUUACCCAUCAUGUUCCCCUCUCUUUACCGGAACUCCAAAACCCACUGGAACAAGACAAUCCAUGGGUUAAUAUACAAUGCGCUGAAGCUCUUCAUGGAGAUGAAUCAGAAGCUCUUUGAUGACUGCACACAACAGUUCAGAGCAGAGAAAAACAAAGAGAAGAUGAAAUGGAAAGAGCGUGAGGAAGCAUGGAUAAAGAUAGAGAACCUUGCUAAGUCAAACCCACAGUUCCUCAUGUAUAUUGACUCCUCCAGCUUGAGCAGCCCAAUGGAGAUAGAAACAGAUGGUACAAUGAUGGAUGAUGUCAUGAUGCUUAAAAAGACAGUAGAAGAGGAAGCUACUCCGAUUCAGAGGGACCAGAGGAAAGAGCGUCCCCUGAUGCGCCGCAAAUCGGAGCUGCCUCAGGACAUGUCUACAGUAAAGGCUCUAGAAACGCACCGGCGGGCGGACGAAAUGAUAACCACUCACGAUGGACACUAAAGGAUCAUAGAAGCCCAGACACAGCCCAGGCUCCUGUGGCCAGGCACAGCACGCCCAGUGCAAAGUGCCCCAGUAUAGCACUGAUGGCAGCGGCAGCAAGGACAGCCUUGGUGUGCCCUGAAAACAGCCAGCUCUGCUCCCAUGAACAGCCUCAGUGACCCUCUCUUGCCCAGACCCCUAUGCUGGUCAUCUGUCAUGUCUCUCUCUCUCUCUCUCUCUCUCUCUUUUAUAAAGACCUUCUCAGGUGUGCUUUUGCUUUUUUGUGUUUUUUUUUUCUUCUCCACAAUAUUCUUUUUUUUCCCCCCGUCCUCUCUUGACAUGUGCCUGCACUGGCGCUUUUUUUUUAAAUCCCUCCUCACCAGUAGUUGUCAUUAUUCAUGAUUAAAAUGUAGGUGCUAGGGUGGUAAACAUGAACAGGUUGUUUUUGACAAGGGAGCACUUGCAGUACAACUGCUGACCAUUGUGUUAAGUUGAGCGGAAGCCUCUGUUCGUUUGAUGACGGGAAGCACAGUUUUUGGGUGGAAGCGUGUGUACAUCUCUAAUAUUGUUUUUUCCUCAAUGCUAGGACACAGCUGCUAUUGCCUCCAGCUUCGACCCACGGACUGGUGGUGUGUGUCAUUUUAUGUGUGACAUUUGUUUUGAGUGUUAUCUUCUCCAGCAAUGGGGACUGUAAGCCAGCCAAGUGUCACUGGCAGUGGAACUUUUUUCUUUUCAGACAAGCUUGCCUGUUUUGGAGGUUUCUGUCCAUGAGGAAUCUCUAAAAGAGAGAAUUUCUGUGUAAGAAGUAGGUUUUGUGCCAAUUUAAUUUUUUUUUAUGUAAGUUUUAGAUUCUACACAUUACAGCUGGCAAUAUGUUCACCCAGAGUGAGUGUGGAUGUUCAAACAAUGGUAAAUAGUUUGAUGCUUCUCCUCCUCUGCUGUUGUAUGUUUUGCACUCUUAAGAUCUGUGUUACCCGAACAAUCUUGGACUGUAUAGAUUCUGAACUGCAAUACAUUUUGACCUCAAACCAUUUCUUAGCAUCACUGAGGCUUUAAAAAAAGUCAUGUUAAAGUUCCCAUCACAGUGUUUGAAGCUCAGUUUGUAUACUUUCAUGCUUUUUAGACUUGUGCUUUAUGCGUGUCCAGUUUUACCUGCGUCCAGAUAAACAAAAACAAAAGCCUUUACUUGCAUAGAGUGCCUUUUACAUGUUGGAGGACUUAUAUAAAAAAAAAAAGUCAGCGCAGAGGGUUGUAACUGUGCUUACCUAAUAGCCAAAAGUCUUCUUAAGCAAUUUACCAUUACAAGAGUGCACCAAGAGCUGCUGGAUCAAGUUGUAUAGCUGGUCUGUUAUAGUGGCUCAAAGGAUCAAACCAUGACCCUGGAUGCAGAAGUAACUCUACAAACAACAGAGAAAGCACAUCCUGAUGAAACUUGAGGGGGGACUGUUGAAAUAGGGGCACAGCAGGUCAAGCUUUUCCAGCAUGUUUCGUCUUUUGUUCUAACAGAGGUGUUUGUUCUCCUUUAGUUUCUUUUUCCUUUUGACUUUUCUUUCAUUUUUCUUUUGGUAGUCAUCAAUCUGAACCAUUGUUUGAACUUCCAUUCUCUGUUAAGUGACUGGAGCUGAGGUGGAGCUCCUUAUUGUCUGGGGGUCUUGUAUGUCUGUGUGAAGUGCUUGAAAUGCUUGAACGUUUUCAAAGUUUUGUUUUCUGUUCUGUUCUGUUUUGCCUGCAUUAGCUUGUUAAUGUUCAAUUUGAAUGUGCAGACUGUAAAUAGAGCUACCGUGAUUUACAUUUUCUUUUUUUUUAUUGUCUUAAAGAAUAACAAUCGCCAAUAAUUCAUGUGUUCCUCCAGGUAUUUUCAGCUGUUUUUAAAGGGUACUGCAUUUAAUUUGUUUCCAUACUUACACUAGUGCUUUACAAGAUGUAGUGUAUUUUAGCACUACUGAAGCCCGUUUCAUCCCUUCCUCUGCACACUGCAGCUUGUUUUGGUGACCGUUUUCCUGGAUUAAAUGGCUUAAAAUGAAAAAUCUCUGGAGGCUAUUUUUCUGUUAUUUUAAUUAAAUACACAUUUUGCAAAGUGUUCUUUUAAUAUGCGCCCCUACUAACUUGUUUCAUGUAUAGUUGUACAUAUGUACUUUUAUGUUCUAUCUAUCUAUUAUUAAAUGGUAGAUCUUUUGUACAAAUUCUCAUGUACAGAUAAAAGCUUAUUAGGAAACAGACAGUGGAUGAUGUGACAGACUUCUGUACAUGUUUGCAUUAGAAAUAUCUAGGUUUAGCUUUAGAUGCACUUUUUUAUGAAUUUGUAAUUUAGAACGUUUUAUUUCAGCAGUCUGUCAUGAGAUCUGUGGUACGUUAGUGUUUGUGUGCGCUUUUAACCAAUGCUGAGUGGGUGUACAUCUAUAUGUAUAGUAAAUAAAGAAAACUUGUGAGAUUUAUAUUUUCA